Molecule: messenger RNA, 4080 nt
Organism: Chelmon rostratus (copperband butterflyfish)
Lineage: Eukaryota; Metazoa; Chordata; Actinopteri; Chaetodontiformes; Chaetodontidae
Gene: yme1l1b
Product: YME1-like 1b
Exons: 18
Coding region: 146-2299 (717 amino acids)
Biological process (GO): protein quality control for misfolded or incompletely synthesized proteins; mitochondrion organization
Cellular component (GO): mitochondrial inner membrane
Molecular function (GO): metalloendopeptidase activity; ATP binding; ATP hydrolysis activity
Source: RefSeq, a predicted model, not a curated record
UGUCAGACUACCGCUGGAGUUCGCAGUUUCAAUUGCUAUGCCUGCUACUGAGAGAUAAAGUGAGAGGAAUACGGACCUAAACCUCACAGGAACAGCGGUAUAACGUGUGUAUGUUAACGACAGAGUUGUACCAGUGAGAAGUAAAAUGUUUUCUUUGACCGCCCAGCCACAGGUGACUGUACCUCUUAGCCACCUCAUCAAUGUCCUCCACUCUAUGAAGACCUCAGUGGGAAGCAGCAGCAGUGCCACCUGCACCUCAAGAAAACACAAGGAGCAUGCCUCAGACUCAGAUCUCCACUGCACAGAGCCCAUGUGGAACCUGCGUGAGCUUGGCUUAUCAGACCUGGGAGCACAACAGCUGAAUGAAGUGGUGAACCGUGUAUUGCCACGCUUGAGUCCACAGGAGGUGUCGCUUUCACUGAGCGGACAGACAGCGUGGAGGACCUCACAUCUUUCCACACACUCCUUUUUCUGCAAUAAGCAUGGCUUCUCAUAUGGUGCAAUGCCCAUGCCCAUUAUUUCCAGGCAGCACCCUUCACCUCUUCAGACUGUCAGUGCAGAUCUACAAUACUGGCCAGUGUGGGUCCAGAGCAGAGGCUUUAAAACGUUAAGGAGCAAAACCAGACGACUGCAGUCAGCCCCUGAGCGCCCCCUGGAAUCUGAAGGGUUCACACCAUCUUUUAUGAGGGGUUUCCUCACACGUGACAAGGGGAUUGAAGUUGAAAGUCUAGACAGCCUGUUGAAGAACAAGAACAUACCUGAUGGACAGCAGGAUUCUUUCAAGAGGGGCUUCGCUGAGGGUUUCCUGAAAGCUCAAGCCUUGACACAACGCACACAAGACUCUCUCAGGAGGACUCGUCUCAUCCUGCUGGUGCUGCUUCUUGUUGGGCUGUAUGGUAUCUCCAAGACCCCCUUCAUAUCGGUGCGGUUCCGAACCACAUCAGGCCUGGACUCAGCAGUGGACCCUGUCCAAAUGAAAAACGUGACAUUUGAGCAUGUCAAAGGGGUAGAAGAAGCUAAGAAUGAGCUGCAGGAAGUGGUGGAGUUCCUGAAAAACCCACAGAAGUUCACAGCCUUGGGAGGAAAGCUGCCAAAAGGUGUUCUACUGGUUGGCCCUCCAGGAACUGGAAAGACUCUCCUGGCAAGAGCGGUGGCAGGAGAGGCAGAUGUGCCAUUCUACUACGCCUCCGGGUCUGAGUUUGACGAGAUGUUUGUCGGAGUGGGAGCCAGCCGCAUCAGGAACCUUUUUAGGGAGGCGAAAGCCAAUGCUCCAUGUGUGAUCUUCAUUGAUGAACUGGACAGUGUUGGUGGGAAAAGGAUUGAGUCUCCUAUGCACCCUUACUCCAGACAGACUAUCAACCAGCUGCUUGCUGAGAUGGAUGGGUUUAAACCAAAUGAAGGUGUUAUCAUCAUUGGAGCAACCAACUUCCCAGAGGCUUUGGAUAAUGCCCUGAUCCGCCCAGGGCGUUUUGACAUGCAGGUGACUGUCCCCAAACCAGACGUGAAGGGACGCACAGAGAUCCUCAACUGGUAUUUAAAGAAGAUUAAAGUGGAUCCAGCUAUUGAGGCCAAUAUUAUUGCCCGGGGGACUGUGGGCUUCUCUGGCGCUGACCUGGAAAAUCUGGUCAACCAGGCUGCCCUGAAGGCAGCAGUUGAUGGCAAAGACAUGGUCACCAUGAAGGAGCUGGAGUUUGCGAAAGACAAAAUCCUCAUGGGCCCUGAGAGAAGGAGUGCGGAAAUAGACAAGAAGAACAAGCUCAUCACAGCGUAUCAUGAAUCAGGCCAUGCGAUUGUAGCGUACUACACCAAAGAUGCCAUGCCGAUCAACAAGGCUACCAUCAUGCCCAGAGGCCCCAGCCUGGGACAUGUGUCCAUGCUGCCGGAGAACGAUCGCUGGAGUGAGACUCGCUCUCAGCUACUGGCCCAGAUGGACGUCAGUAUGGGCGGCCGUGUAGCAGAGGAGAUCAUAUUUGGUCAUGAGUAUAUCACAACCGGUGCAUCGAGUGACUUUGAUAGUGCCACAAAGAUCGCUAAGAUGAUGGUGACCAGAUUUGGAAUGUGUGAAAAGUUAGGUGUGAUGACCUAUAUUGACAUGACAUCCCAGAGCCCGGAGACCCAAGCAGCUGUGGAGCAUGAAGUCAGGGUGUUACUGAAGGAGUCCUAUGAGCGUGCCAAAGCCCUGCUGAAGUCUCAUGCCAAAGAGCACAAAAACCUGGCAGACGCUCUGCUCAUGUACGAGACGCUGGAUGCCAAAGAGAUCCAGCUGGUUCUGGAGGGCAAGACCCUGGAGACCAGAUGAAACCAGCGAGGACAGCAGCAAUCACGGGGUAGCAACGUGGGAAGGGGUCAGAUUUUAAGAGCUCAGGGUUCAUGGAGGGACGGAUGGACUCAGUUCACGAGCAGCGAAUCAGAGGAGUAAGAAGCCAAGGCCUGUGUUCACAAAGUCUCUUGACAAGUGCUCAUGUGAGACUGUGUCAUACGUUCAUGCUGUCACCCUUGUGUAAUGUCAUCAAUAUUCCCAGAUGAGUAGUUCUGUCAUAUGAACCUAAAACAGGGAUUUCCACAGUUUAGGGGUUCAUUGUAUGUUACAAAGGUUAAAGGGUUAAAAUGUAAAGGAUGUUGCUCAGGUCACUUUACCAGUUGGUGGGAGGAAAUAAUAGAUGAAUGUACAUGAAAACAGCAUCUGGGUUCGACUCAUUUUAUAAUGUGUCAAAUUUGGUCAAAUUCUGCCUCGCCUGGUCUGUAGAUUCAUAUUCUGUCAAUGGGAAAUGCUGAGCAGCAGUAACCUUUAACCCAAAGAACUACUGUGGAAUCAUGGCAACCAGACUGUAACUAAAUUUCAACCUAUCUAUUGUCAGUUGUCUUCCAGUGUUUGUGUUCAUGUCCGUUAUUGAUCUAGAAUACCUUCAAGGUCAGGCUAUACUCUUUCGCUCGUGCAUUUCUCAAUUUGCCACCUACAACAUCUCAAUGGGGUGCUGAGUCUUUGUGUGUGGGAUAAAUAUACCCCUUAUGUCCCUGUCACUGACUUUGAAAGGUGGCCUUUUGGGAAAUGUACUGUAAGUGUGACUUUUUCCUUUGAAAUAGGAAGUGUAUAAAGUUAAACGUCUCAGCACUUUGAGUAAGUGUACAAGUGUACAAAAUGCACUUGUGCACUCUUCAUGUAAUUUAUUUCAUUUAUGCUGCGUGUACAGAUGGAUCAAAAACUGCUGCUCAGCCUCAUAAAGCAUGCAACAAAUACAAGCUGUGUUAAUGUAGUGAUAGAGCAUUGGAAUUUUUAGGAUUUUAAAGAUGCAAUGUGGGCCUAAUUGAAAUAGUCUGAGUUCAGCUCUCAGCAAAAUAUGAGUUUUUCUUAGAAUUGCAAAUGAGCCGAUUAAAGACUCUUAAUCAUUAGAUUAUUCAAACACACGACAAGGCCAGUUCUGCCAGUUAUUAUCCAUUGCUGUCUCCUUUGUGCUUCUUCAGAGCAGAGAUUUCUGACAUCGAGUGCUAUACCUCUCUGUUUCAUCAUGUUUUGCACAGUGCAGUGAGAGAAAGAUGCCAAAGUUCAGUGUUGCAGGCGCUGCUCUGUGCAUGAAGGAAGUUGAUAUGUAACAAGUCUAACUGUAAAUUGAAACCCUUGAUUCUAAAUAUGACAUUUCUUCAACACAAAAUGUGGGGAGAAACUUGCAGUUGGGCCACUGUUGUAUGUUGAAUGUCUCAAUUUCCAGGUGAAUAGUUACAGCAGCAAGAGUGUGUGACAUCCAUGUUAAAGCCUUUAGGAACACUGGUUUCAUUGAAGCCAUAGCUCUUGUCAAGAUUACCACCAGCAUAUGUUAUACUUCACAGUGUUACCUUUUCUCAGCAGUUGUUUUGUUUUGCUUCAAUUUGACACGCUGUCCCUUCUGUUUAUUGGCCUUUUAUUCAUGUUUAGCUGUAUAUAUGAUUGGGAAUGGGAACAUUGUAUAUAGAUGUAUAGUAAUGCUUUUAUGCUGUGAACACAUUGAAUGGCUCUCUGCUGUUGACUGAUACAAUCUCUCAACAAUGUGAUGGCAAUGGUUAAUGAAUGUUUGUGCAGCUGAAAUAAAUAAAAACAUGCCCAAA